Molecule: messenger RNA, 1178 nt
Organism: Naegleria gruberi
Lineage: Eukaryota; Heterolobosea; Eutetramitea; Acrasida; Naegleriidae
Product: methionyl aminopeptidase
Exons: 2
Coding region: 20-1147 (375 amino acids)
Source: RefSeq, a predicted model, not a curated record
CUCGAAUCUAAGCCUUCAAAUGCCAGCUGAAAACGUUGAAACUGUUUUGGAACAAACUGUUGAUGAAACCAUCGACAACCCAGACGUCAUCAAGAAGUACAAACUUGCUGCCGAAAUUGCUAAUGAAACCAUGAAGCAUAUUCAAGGUUUGAUGAAGCCUGGUGUCAAGGUUAUCGAAUUGUGUUCUGCUGGUGAUUCUUUCAUGGAAGAAAAGAUUAAACAUGCUUAUAAGAAGUCCAAGGGCAUGAAGAAGGGUAUUGCUUUCCCAACUUGCGUUAACGUUAACGAAACUAUUUGCCACUUCACUCCACUCGACAAUACACCAGAAGCUGCUAUCACAUUGAAGGAAAAUGAUGUUGUUAGAGUUGAUUUGGGUGUUCAAAUUGAUGGAUUCAUCUCCAACAUUGCUCAAACUUAUAUUUUGACUCCAAACGUCGUCUCCGGUAGAGAAGCUGACUGUCUUGCUGCUGUUCAACAAGGUAUGGAAGUUGCUCAACGUUUGAUGAAGCCAGGAAAGACCAACACUGACCUCAUUCAAGCCCUCCAAAAGGUUGCUCGUGCUUUCAAUGUUAAAUGGGUUAACGGUGUUUUGUCACACGAAAUUAAGAGAGAUGUUGUUGACGGAAAGAAUGUUAUUUUGUUGCACGAAGAUGCUGACCAAACUGUUGACGAAUUCAAGUUUGAAUCUAACCAAGUUUUCUGUUUGGAUUUGGUUGCUUCAACUGGUGAUGAAGCUAAGUUGCGUGAAGGUACUUCUAGAACUACUGUCUACAAGAGAGAACCAUCCGUUCUUGUUGAUUUGAAGGUUAACGCUUCUCGUAAGGUUUAUGAAGAAAUCAAGGAUAAAUUCGGUGCUGUUCCAUUCACUGUUAAGCACUUAGAUCCUAAGUUGGGCAGAAUGGGAGUUUUGGAAUUGUUGAACAAUAGAAUGAUUGAUCCAUACCCAGUUUUGGUUGCCAAGAAGGGUGAAUUUGUUGCUCAACAAAAGUCAACAAUCCUCAUUGCUAAGAAGCAAGUCCAAAAGAUUACUGGUUUGCCAGUCCAAUCAUUCCAAUCUGAAAAGAGUAUUCAAGAUGAACAAGUUCUUGCUGUUUUGAAGACUGAUUUGAAGAUUGUUCCAGAAGCCAAGAUGGACGAAACUGAUUAAAUUUCUUUAUAAAAUAAAAAAAAACUUAAUU